Molecule: messenger RNA, 1666 nt
Organism: Alosa sapidissima (American shad)
Lineage: Eukaryota; Metazoa; Chordata; Actinopteri; Clupeiformes; Clupeidae
Gene: angptl4
Product: angiopoietin-like 4
Exons: 7
Coding region: 101-1480 (459 amino acids)
Biological process (GO): triglyceride homeostasis
Molecular function (GO): enzyme inhibitor activity
Source: RefSeq, a predicted model, not a curated record
UUCACUGUCUAAGCUGACUCUCUUGAAUCUGUUGCACAUAGUAGGUGGACCUCUGUGGUACCAUUUCCUACAUGCCAAAGACAACUAGCAGGAACACAAGAUGAAGGUCACAGUCACCAACUUGUUGCUCUGCACUGCCCUCCUUGCAACUACUGGGUCAGGCUUCCCAUUCGAGAGGAAGGGGUCAGCUGGAAAGGAGAAGAGGGUCCAGUAUGCCGCGUGGGACGAUGUGAAUGUGCUGGCGCACGGGCUACUGCAGCUGGGCCAGGGGCUCAAAGAGCAUGUGGACAAGACCAAGCUCCAGGUGAGAGACAUCACUGCCAAGCUGAAGUCUUUCAACAGCACGGUCACUGACCUGGGCAAGCUGACCCUACGGCUGCAGGAGGACAACAAGGUGCUGAGAGCAAGGACCGAAGGUCUGGAGGAAAGAGAGAGCCAGGUCCUUAACGUCUCAUCAGAGCUGCGAGAGAAGGCUGAUGAACUGCUGACAGAGAAACAGAGGGUCCACGAGAGGAUGAGCCAGCUGGAGGAGAAAAUGAAUAAUGUGCUGCAAGGAGAGGGGUUGCAGGGCGCCAGUGGCAACUCCACUGAUGCACGGACCAUCCAGUGGAUGUUGGAGGCUCAGAACCGGCGGAUAGAUGAGCUCGUAGACAGAAUAAAACAACAGCAGGAAAAACUGGACAAGCAGAACAUCCGUAUUCGAACUCUUCAAAAUCAGAUACAGAAUAACAUGCAGUCAUUUCUGAAGCGGAAAGGCGAUGUCAUCCCUCAAAACGGCAGCAUCGAACAACACGAUUCACCACAAGAUAUGGCCUCUGACUGUCACGAACUUUUUCUGAGAGGGGAGACAAGCACUGGAGUUUACACAAUCAAGCCUUUGCAGUCUGAACCUUUUGAUGUUUUCUGUGAAAUGACAGCAGAUGGGGGGUGGACAGUCAUCCAGAGGCGGCAGGAUGGCUCUGUAGAUUUUGAUCAGCUCUGGCAGGCCUACCAAAGUGGCUUUGGAAACCUCAAUGGUGAAUUCUGGCUUGGCCUAGAGAAGAUGCAUUCAUUGUCAAAAGAUGGUAACUACAUCCUCAAGGUCCAGCUCAGCGACUGGAGGGAUGAGCUGGAGACCAUCAAGUACCCCUUCCGUCUGAGCGGGGAAGAGAGCCACUACUCGCUGCACAUCCUGGACAAUGCCUCCAAGAAUCUGGAGAGUGCGCUCGCUAAUGACCCUACCGGCUUGCCCUUCUCCACCCGCGACAAAGAUAAUGACCAGAAAAGCGACAUCAACUGUGCUAAGCACCUUUCUGGCGGGUGGUGGUUUAGCAACUGUGGUCACUCCAACCUGAAUGGCAGGUACUUUGUUACCCCACCACCCAAGCAGAGACACCAGAGGAAACAGGGAGUGUUCUGGAAGACUUGGCGCGGCCGCUACUAUCCUCUUAAAACAACAACGAUGAUGAUUGCACCCUCUGAGAUCGAGAACAAAUCUUAGAGUGUGUGGAGUGGCUUAAAGCGAGAUGUUGAACAAAAGAGUCAUGCACUACUGAGACAUUGUUUAAAAUAAGUCACAUUUUGCAGUGAUCCAAAUAGUUAAGUCCAAAUUUUGGUUCUUAAGAAAAAAGGUGCUAAAUUCAGAGAUUUCUGUUAAGUGUCCACACCAUUUCACAGUGAAACUUUU